This is a messenger RNA of Anas platyrhynchos (mallard), 6991 nucleotides long. It is a transcript of the gene EPHA3, whose product is annotated as EPH receptor A3. Lineage: Eukaryota; Metazoa; Chordata; Aves; Anseriformes; Anatidae. Gene Ontology annotation, cellular component: plasma membrane; dendrite. Gene Ontology annotation, biological process: ephrin receptor signaling pathway; axon guidance; protein phosphorylation. Gene Ontology annotation, molecular function: transmembrane-ephrin receptor activity; ATP binding; protein binding. The record is from RefSeq and is a predicted model, not a curated record.
CGCAGCGCGAAGGCGGGCGGGCGGGCGCGGGGCAUGGUCCCGGUGCCGGUGCCGGCGGCGGCGGCGCGGAGCGGGAGCGGGCGCGGAGCGGAGCGGAGGUGGCAUGCGGCGCGGAGACAUGCGGCUCUGCCUGCGCGCUGCCGCCCCGCCGACAUGGACCGCCGCCGCCUGCCGCCGCUGCUGCCGCUGCUCUGCGCUGCUGCCCUCGGCGCCGCCGGGCGUCUGAGCGCCCGCCCCGGCAACGAAGUUAAUCUGCUGGAUUCAAAAACAAUUCAAGGGGAGCUGGGCUGGAUCUCCUACCCGUCACAUGGGUGGGAAGAGAUCAGUGGUGUUGAUGAGCAUUAUACUCCAAUCAGAACUUACCAGGUGUGCAAUGUUAUGGAUCACAGUCAAAACAAUUGGCUGCGAACAAACUGGAUUCCACGCAACUCAGCUCAGAAGAUAUAUGUGGAACUCAAGUUUACCUUGAGGGACUGCAAUAGUAUUCCUCUAGUUCUGGGCACUUGCAAAGAGACUUUCAAUCUGUAUUACAUGGAAUCUGAUGACGACCAUUCGGUAAAGUUCAGAGAACAUCAGUUUACAAAGAUCGACACCAUUGCAGCUGAUGAGAGCUUCACCCAAAUGGAUCUUGGGGACCGAAUUCUCAAGCUGAAUACAGAAGUCCGUGAGGUGGGGCCUGUUAGUAGGAAAGGCUUUUACUUGGCUUUUCAAGAUGUAGGUGCGUGUGUUGCCUUAGUCUCGGUGCGAGUGUACUUCAAAAAGUGCCCUUUCACUGUCAAGAACCUCGCCGUGUUUCCAGAUACAGUUCCCAUGGACUCCCAGUCACUGGUGGAGGUGCGGGGUUCUUGUGUCAACCAUUCCAAGGAGGAAGAGCCACCCAAGAUGUACUGCAGUACAGAAGGAGAAUGGCUAGUGCCCAUAGGGAAGUGCUUGUGUAAUGCUGGCUAUGAAGAAAGAGGCUUUGCCUGCCAAGCCUGUCGACCUGGGUUCUACAAAGCCUCUGCUGGCAACGUGAAAUGUGCUAAGUGUCCACCUCACAGCUCUACCUAUGAAGACGCGUCUCUGAACUGCAGGUGUGAAAAGAAUUACUUUCGCUCUGAGAAAGACCCUCCAUCCAUGGCUUGCACCAGACCACCCUCUGCUCCAAGAAACGUUAUCUCUAACAUCAACGAGACGUCUGUUAUCCUGGACUGGAGCUGGCCCCUUGACACAGGAGGUCGGAAAGAUGUCACUUUCAACAUCAUUUGCAAAAAAUGUGGAGGAAGCAGCAAGCUGUGUGAGCCGUGUAGUGACAAUGUGCGGUUCUUACCCAGUCAAACUGGCCUCACCAACACCACGGUGACAGUAGUGGACCUUUUGGCACAUACUAAUUACACUUUUGAGAUUGAUGCAGUCAAUGGGGUAUCCGACUUGAGUACACUUUCCAGACAGUUUGCUGCUGUCAGCAUCACGACUAAUCAGGCUGCUCCGUCCCCCAUCACGGUAAUAAGGAAGGACCGGACGUCCAGGAACAGCGUGUCUCUGUCUUGGCAGGAACCUGAGCAUCCAAAUGGGAUCAUCUUGGACUAUGAGGUCAAAUACUACGAAAAGCAGGAGCAAGAGACAAGCUAUACUAUUCUGAGAGCUAAGGGCACCAACGUUACUAUCAGUGGCCUCAAACCUGAUACCACCUACGUCUUCCAAAUUCGAGCCCGAACUGCAGCUGGAUAUGGGACAAACAGCCGCAAGUUUGAAUUUGAAACCAGUCCAGAUUCAUUCUCCAUUUCCAGUGAGAAUAGCCAGGUGGUAAUGAUUGCCAUUUCAGCCGCAGUUGCCAUCAUUCUCCUUACAGUUGUGGUGUACGUCCUGAUUGGGAGAUUCUGUGGAUACAAGAAGUCUAAACAUGGUGCUGAUGAGAAAAGACUACAUUUUGGGAACGGCCAUUUAAAACUCCCAGGCCUGCGAACUUACGUAGAUCCACAUACAUAUGAAGAUCCCAAUCAAGCUGUACAUGAAUUUGCCAAGGAACUAGAUGCUUCCAAUAUAUCAAUUGAUAAAGUUGUUGGAGCAGGGGAAUUUGGAGAAGUGUGCAGUGGGCGCCUAAAGCUGCCUUCUAAAAAGGAAAUUUCAGUGGCUAUCAAAACCCUGAAAGUUGGCUACACAGAAAAACAGAGGAGGGAUUUCCUGGGAGAAGCAAGCAUCAUGGGACAAUUUGACCACCCUAAUAUCAUUCGACUGGAGGGCGUUGUCACUAAAAGUAAACCAGUUAUGAUUGUUACUGAAUAUAUGGAAAAUGGUUCCUUGGACAGCUUUCUGCGGAAACACGAUGCCCAGUUCACAGUCAUUCAACUAGUAGGCAUGCUUCGGGGGAUCGCAUCUGGCAUGAAAUAUUUGUCAGAUAUGGGUUACGUCCAUCGAGAUCUAGCUGCUCGUAAUAUCCUCAUCAAUAGCAACUUGGUGUGCAAAGUCUCCGAUUUUGGUCUUUCUCGUGUGCUGGAAGAUGACCCCGAAGCUGCGUACACAACAAGGGGGGGCAAGAUUCCUAUCCGAUGGACAUCACCAGAAGCCAUAGCAUACCGGAAGUUCACAUCAGCCAGUGAUGCGUGGAGCUAUGGGAUUGUUCUCUGGGAGGUGAUGUCUUACGGAGAAAGACCAUACUGGGAGAUGUCCAACCAGGAUGUAAUUAAGGCUGUUGAUGAAGGGUACCGCUUGCCACCACCUAUGGACUGCCCAGCUGCCUUGUAUCAGCUGAUGCUGGACUGCUGGCAGAAAGACAGAAACAACAGACCCAAGUUCGAGCAGAUUGUCAGCAUCCUGGAUAAACUGAUCCGUAAUCCCAGCAGUCUGAAAAUAAUCACCAACGCGGCAGCAAGGCCAUCAAAUCUUCUCCUGGACCAAAGUAACGUUGACAUUGCAGCCUUCCGCUCAACAGGUGAUUGGCUCAAUGGUUUUCGGACAGGACAGUGCAAAGACAUUUUCACGGGCGUGGAGUACAGCUCCUGUGACACAAUAGCCAAGAUUUCCACAGAGGACACGAAGAAAAUCGGCGUUACUGUUGUGGGGCCUCAAAAGAAGAUUGUCAGCAGCAUCAAAGCUCUAGAAACUCAUACAAAGACCAGCCCCGUUCCUGUGUAAGGUACCAAAAUGAUGUUGCUGAGGACAGAAAGAAAAAAAAGAAAAGUUGCAUCUAAGGGCAAAAGUGAUGGCUGAUAAACGGAACCGUUUAAAGGACUUCUUUGCAACAGCUCUGGAAACAAUGGUUGAAAUUUCAAACCCACUAAGACACUCAAAUACUGAGUAUAAAUGCCUUAAAAUAGGAGCGAACUUGUUUUCUAUCUGUUAAUCCUAAAGGGUGGGUGCUCUUAACUGACUGUUAAUGCAGAUAGUAAAUUUCAAAAAGGAAAAAAAAAGUAAAAAAAAAAAAAAUCCUUCCAAGUAAAAAACAGUGUUACUAAAACAUAGAGCCAUUUUAAUAUUAAGUGACUGAAUAACAUGAAAAACCCAAGGACAUAAAAGCUGUGUAUUUGAUCUAUACAGCAAACAAGAAGAAAGAAAGACUUGCAGUAUUUUUAUACAGAAGAGAUCUGUAACAGGUAUUUUAUUUCUUUAAAUGCAAGGAAAAUAGAGGACUAUACCUCACAACCUGUCUGGCCAUAUUUACUAUAAUGUCAUUGUAACAUGCUAUUUCAACUUCAGAAAGGAAUACAGAAAUAAAGUUUGUAGUGACUUUGAGUUAGUUGACAAAAGAUUUUCACCGUUAUGUUAGCUUCCCUAAUUGUGUUCAUUUAAAUAGAAAAAAAAAGUCUUCAUUUUUAAAAGACUUAUUUAUUUCCUUUUUUUUUUUUUCAAUUAUUGUUUAUAUUUAUGCUUAAAUACCUUAACCUGGCUGUAUUAUUGCCAAGUGCCAAAUGUUAUCAGAACUUCAUUGGUUUAACCUGAGAAACUGUAUGAGGGUUAAUUACUAGAUUAUUUUAUGCUCACAAUAUCACAUAUGAAAUACAAAAGGAAAGAAAGAUGGUCUUUUUUUUCCAGCUCUGACACUAGGCAAAGCAUCUGGACUUGCUGAGAUUCCUUCCCUUUGCAGUAAGUGGUAUUUUAAUCCAGGCUUGAAUUCUGGCAGAAUUGUGUGCCUCUUCAUUUCCUGAUCAAUGCCUGGCCUGUUCAGGCACAUACAUUUCCUUACUUCACAGAGGCCUGGUUUCAUGUCAGGCACAGCAAGGACCACUGCUCACAGAUGCUGUUCAGAUGGGAGAUUUGCCUAGCAAACUUAAAAAGAGUUAGGAAUGACUGCAUCUUGAGUGAACUGAGGGUGCUUUCUGAGGAACAACCCGUUUGUCUUCCAUCUGAUGGGCUCCACUCCCAGUGCUGGUAACUGGGAGUUGUAUGACCAUGCAGACAGCCACUGAGAUGGUGAUUUGCAGCCAAGGUUAGUUGGAUAGCUGGCAAGGAUGAUUUAAGGUCAUGCAAUGGUGAUUUGGUAUGUAAUUUUGCCUAAGUCUGAUCCAGAAUACCUCUGUCCAGCCGCUGUGAUCCUGCAGGGGCCUUGCUUUUUGGCUCAGGUUCCUUGGGAACGUACUUGGUGCCCCAUGGCUGUAGCCAGCCCAGUCUCAACAGGGCUAAAAAGCUCAAAAUCUGUCUCAUGGUGAUUUGAAAGUCCAGAAGCUGCAGCCCUUGCAUGAGUGUGCACUGGUAGGUGUCCUCUUGUAACAAAAAUUGCCAGGCUCCACACAGGAGGAGUAACCUUCUGCAAGGUUAGUCAAGGAGUAAGGCAGGCUGUGGUGUUUUAAAAGAGAAGAGUAAACUCUUUCAGGGAACUGCGUGUUUCCUUGAAAGAAAGCAGGAAGGAGCAUAUCUACAGAAGAGCAUUCACAGUUCCCAGUGGAAAAAUGGGCCUCCAGGAGGGGAUUUGAGUCCUCCCCCAUCUUCAGCAUCUUCCCAAUAGCAAGCUCUUAAGCUCCUGAGCAUGUCAGUCCUGGCUCUGAGCAGACACAGCUCUUUCCUCUGAAACUGAAUGGUUUAAAUCUCAGUGUGAGGCACUUCCAGUGCCAGUUUCUUAAUGUUCUUGAUGUGGUGUCACGCUCUGGCCAUUAUUUUAAACCACCCUGGAUUUCUAGCUUCCCAUCCUUUAGUUUAAACCUCAUUCCGGUGAGUCCCUGGCAGUCCAAGACUGUAGGUGAGGCAGAUGACUGUGUGGCAUGACACCUUGUGCUGUGUGUGCAAAACAAGCUAACUAGCCAUGGUUUUUGUCAUGUUGGCUUGUUUUUGAAGCUCUUUGUAGCUAGUAUAGGGCACAUAAAUAAGGGAGAAAUCAGUUCCUGGGAUUUGUGUGGCUGAAUCAGCUUUUAAAUUGCUCUUCAUGGGUCCAAGACUUAAAAAAUAGAGAGACAGAAUUUAUCACACAUUACUAAAAUAGGAGUAGAAUUAGGGGCAGUGAACAUGCUGUAAAGGAUUGCAUUUGAAAUGCACUCACAGGAUAGUAUUUAGUAAUGUUUUCUGAAAGAAAAAUGAAUGGGUUUUAAAGUAAGUUGAAAUAAAAAAUGAAAAAUGGAAGAAAAUAAGAAGCACUUAAACAGUAGAGAACACUUCGUAUCUACUCCAAUCUAUCUUGACAUACAGCAUGCUAAAUAUAAAAGCUGUAUUUUUAGUUGCUUAGUUCAUUCAGAAUCUUUCUUUUCCUGUUUGAGACUGUCAGACAUUGUCAGUGAAUUUAAGAAUUCACCAAAAUCCAUUUGCUGGCAAUAUGUGUGGGGACAGUAUUUUGUAACAGCUUCCUCGUGACCUUUCUCUUCAGCUUCAUUCUAGGGAGUGGGGGAGAGUGGGAUGGGGUAGGGGGAAGAGAUCUGAGAAAUGCUUCUGAAAACACAGAGCCAGUUCUCAGAGUUUUAGAUUAUGGCUGAAAACUUUACACCAAUCACCCUCCAUUUUCUCAUAGUACCACAUCAUGUUCCUUGCCCACUGUUUGAGCAUGCUCAGCAUAAAACAAAACAAUCUCACUGAUGCUUGGGAAAAAAAAAGAAACUCAAUUUUGCUUUUCUUUGCUCUUAGGAGUAUAGAGUGUUUUAAAAUACAUUUAGUUAUUUCUCCCCAUCAAAAGCUGAUUUGUACUGUAAGUGGCCUCUGUUGCAAGCAUCCUAUACUCCCUUUCCCCGUGUACAUAUGUAUACAUAGCAGUGUACAAUUCUUCAUUGUGGAGUAGAGAUACUAGAAUUUGUGUGGCCAUCUUCCUGUACAGGACUCGCAUUGGUUAUUGACAUCAAGCAAAAUGCAACUGCUCAUAAAAAUGUCAUACCAUAUUAUUGGUUUUGUAUCUUUAAAUAUAGUUUCCAUUUUAUUUAUUUCUGUUAACAUAUCUAGUUUUGUGCUGUUACUUAGCAUUCAAUAAGCAAUGUAUAGAUGUGAUUUGAUUGGCAAUAUGUAUUUACUUUAACUUGUAUUUUAAAGCAUUACUUACUCAUUUAGUUUAUAUAUUGUGCAACUGUAGAUGGCCUCUUACUAAUGUAAAAUGAUUUGUAGUGGAAACAUUUAUAUUUUUAUAAUAAACAUAAUGAAAGUAUUUUUUACAUACUGGAAUACUGAGGUGAUUGCUUGGAAGACAAAGUAAAUUUAUUUGAUUAGAAAAGUGUGAUAAAAUUGUAAUUAAAUAUGGAUAAAUUCUGAGUGUUAAAGCAUGGGUUCAGAGUGAAAGCUAGAUAUUGCCUAUAUUAUCUAUUAAAAGAAACAAGUAGUGCAGGUUUUAAAUAAACAGACCAGCAUUUGUGCUAAGCUGACUUACAUCAGUCAAAGACUUUAUUUCUCCAUGGAUAUAGGAAAGCAUCGUCUACUACAGCCUGCCUAUGGGAUACUGAAAAAGCUGUCUUUUAUUUCAGUUGUGUCAAGUAUUUCCAAACUUCAGCUUUUUUUUUUCUUCCCUUGCCAGUGGACCUCUUUUCAUCUUAUAACUAUGUUGGAUCCAGUAAUAGAUGUACUUUUCAAUGAAAUAAAAAAGCCCACCGCUUACAGUAGUUUAACCCCA